GAAAAGAAACUGUUAUAAACAAUAAACCUCGCAAACCUGCUACAGGUAAUAAUUUAUACUUCAAUAUCCUCUUUUUGGGUUUUUCUAAUCGCAACCUCCUUAUAUGCUCUGAUAAGGGUAUGGUGUAUAGGUCAUCUUUCAUUCCUCUUUAGACCCUGAUCAUAACUUAACUAUUAUAAGCGAGAUAUACAUUGUGGUAUGAUAAUGAUGACCUGGCUUGUUUCAGAACUGGAUUUGAUGAAGGAAAGGUUUACGAAGCUAUUGUUGGGUGAAGACAUGUCAGGUGGUGGCAAAGGUGUUUCUUCAGCUUUAGCUUUGUCAAAUGCCAUUACCAAUCUAGCAGCUUCUGUAUUUGGAGAAACAAAGAAAUUGGAGCCAAUGCCGGAAGAUAAGAAAGCAAAGUGGAGAAGGGAAGUGGAUUGGCUCUUGUCAGUCACUGACCACAUCGUUGAACUUGUCCCUUCACAACAGCGAGCCGCCGACGGUUCAAUCAUGGAGAUAAUGGUAACGAAACAACGAAGCGAUCUCCUAGUCAACAUCCCAGCUUUACGAAAACUCGAUGCUAUGCUUCUUGACUGUUUAGAUAACUUUCAAGGGAAGACAGAAUUCAAGUAUGUGGAAUCCAAAGAUGCAAACGAGGCAGACAAAGCCGCCAGCCGAGACAGUGAUAAGUGGUGGAUACCCACAGUCAAGAUUCCACCUGGGGGCCUAUCAGAUCGGACGAGAAAAUGGAUACAACAACAAAAAGAUGCUGUCAACCAGGUACUGAAAGCAGCCAUGGCUAUCAAUGCACAAGUGCUCUCAGAAAUGGCGAUCCCAGAAAGUUACAUCGAAUCUCUUCCUAAGAACGGACGAGCAAGCCUUGGUGACAUAAUCUACAAGAGUAUUACAGAUGAAUUCUUUGAUCCACAUGAUUUACUUUCAUCAUUGGACAUGACAUCAGAACACAAAGUCCUAGACCUGAAGAACAGAAUUGAGGCUUCGAUCGUGAUUUGGAAGAGGAAGAUGAUCCAGAAAGAUGGCAAGUCGUCAUGGAGUUCAUCCGUAAGCAUGGAGAAAAGAGAGCUCUUUGAAGAACGGGCAGAAACCAUGCUGCUCAUACUUAAACAUCAUUUCCCAGGGCUUCCUCAAUCUUCACUUGACAUAACCAAAAUCCAGUACAAUAAGGACGUGGGACAUGCAGUGUUGGAGAGUUACUCUAGGGUACUCGAAAGUUUGGCUGCUUCCAUCUUGAAUCGGGUAGAUGACGUUAUGUAUGCUGAUUCUGUGGCUGUAAAAGCAGCAGCAGCAGCAGCAGAAGCAGGGAAUGAAAACAAAGACGAACUCUCUCCAGGCACACUAACAUCCAGCACAUUAUUAGAUUUAAUGAGUUGGAGUAUCGAGCAAGGAGGAGAAGCAAAGAACUUUAGUGAAUUUGAAGAGAAAUCGAAUGAGCAAGGAAAUAAAAAGAUCAUGACAAAGGCUUCGCCAGAAAACAAGAGGAUUUCCUAUCUUGAAAAGCUUGAGCAUUGGGGGGGCCUAAGAAGUCCAACAGCGCGGCAUUAACAGCAAGAUAAUUAGGGGCAUAGCAAAAUCUAGACAGAUAGAAAAAAAUCAUGCUGAGGGAAGCACACAGAGAGAAUAGAGCUAUAGCAAAAUACAUAGAGAUCUUACAAUUCUGUGAAAUGUGUUGUUAUUCAUAGAUGAU
Amaranthus tricolor (Joseph's coat) is the source of this 1687-nucleotide messenger RNA. Its product is annotated as rho guanine nucleotide exchange factor 8-like. The transcript is spliced from 6 exons. The coding region runs from base 199 to 1545 and encodes 448 amino acids. The record is from RefSeq and is a predicted model, not a curated record. Lineage: Eukaryota; Viridiplantae; Streptophyta; Magnoliopsida; Caryophyllales; Amaranthaceae. Gene Ontology annotation, molecular function: guanyl-nucleotide exchange factor activity.